Platichthys flesus (European flounder) is the source of this 8661-nucleotide messenger RNA. Its product is annotated as transmembrane protein 151A. The transcript has 6 exons. The coding region runs from base 334 to 2277 and encodes 647 amino acids. NCBI's taxonomy places the organism in Eukaryota, Metazoa, Chordata, Actinopteri, Pleuronectiformes, Pleuronectidae. The record is from RefSeq and is a predicted model, not a curated record.
GAGCGUGACGCGGCUUUGACUUUGGGCGCUCGGGCACAUUUUUCAGUCGCUUGGCCCGGUGAGUUGGAGGAUGGAGCGCGGAGGAGAGCCGCACUGAGCGCGUCCGCUGAGGGAGAGGAGACGGCUGAGGAGGGCGCGAGGUGGCACCGUUAAAGUCCGGGCAGAUGAUGCUUGUUUGCCGCAGGCCCCGCAAUCGUGAAAUCGGAUACCGACAUGCGGCGGAUGGGGUGACCGAGCUCGCUGCUCCGCCGGGGAGGUCCCUGUCUUCGGACGGUGCCGGGAUGGGAGCUGCCUGGUUCUAAGGGAAGGAAGGAAGGAGUGGCAAGAGGGAAAAUGCCGACGGAGGAGGAGACGGCCACCGCAGAAGAGCCCAUUUUGGAGGAAGGGUCAGGACGAGAGCAGCAGCGGCCAGUCCAACAGUCUCUGGCCUCGUCCCUGUGUCGGGAGUCCCACUGGAAGUGCCUCGUCCUGACCCUCCUCAUGUAUGGCUGCUUCGCCACACUGGCAUGGUGCGCUCUCUGCCGGGUGCCGGUUCUCGGCUCCUCCUCCAUACCGCUCGGGGCCGCCGACGACGCCACCGCGGCGGCCUAUUACGACAUCCUGCACUUGGAGAGCCCGUGCUCCAGUGGCUACGUCUACAUCCCCCUGGCCUUCCUCGCCAUGCUUUACGUGGUGUACUUGGUGGAGUGCUGGCACUGCUUCUCCAAGACGGCCAUGUUGGCUCAUGCUGAAUUCCAGGAAGUGUACGAGCGCGUGCAGAGGCUCCAGCAGGCCACACCCUGUAUUUGGUGGAAGGCCAUCAGCUACCACUACGUGAGGAGGACGAGACAGGUGACGAGAUACCGCAACGGAGAUGCGUACACGACCACACAGGUCUACCAUGAACGGGUGAACACUCACGCCUCCAGCUCGGAGUUCGACUACGGCCGUUACGGCGUCAAAGACGUGUCCAAGCAUCUGCUGGACCUGCAGCUGCACCCUGCCGUGCGCCUCCGCUUUACCAAGUGUUUCAGCUUCUCCAGUGCACGUGCUGAAGCUGCCUACCUCACCCAGCGAGCUCGCUUCUUCGGGGAGAACGAGGGCCUUGACGACUACAUGGAGGCCAGGGAGGGAAUGCACCUGAAGAACGUGGAUUUCCGCGAGCACAUCCUGGCGUUCCCGGAUCCUACCCAUCAGCCGUGGUUUGCCAGGCACAGGGUGUUCUGGCUGGCUUCGGCUUUCCUCCUGUCGUGGCCGCUGCGGGUGGUGUCCGAACAUCGCACGGCAUACGUCCACUACCACGUGGAGAAGUUGUUCGGGGAGGAUGAGGACGGCGGCGGGGGAGGAGGACCAGGUGGAGGAGGACCGGGUGGAGGUGGGACUGAUGGCGGCACUGAGAACGGAAUCCGCCCGGGAGGGAUUAGUAUUGGGAUUGGUCUGAACGGGACGAGCUACAGAGCCAUCUCCCGGGUCAACACUGUGGACAUGACAGAACUGGAGUGGCACAUCCGCUGUAACCAACAGAUGGUCCCAAGCUACUCUGAAGCCCUCCUCAUGGACUUGGACAUAAGUGGGGGGACAAACCCCACUGUUUCUACCCCUGUCUCUGGGCCUACGGGCAGCACCCCCAGCACGGUAACCAACCCGCCUUCUCUGACUCUGCCCGUGGUGUUCAACUCCGCUUACCUCCUGCAGAGCUGUCCUCGAUGUCGGAGGACAACCUCGAGCUCCAGUCUUCCCUCCAGGCUAAGAGCCUCGAUGGGAACCACGGCCCUCCUGAACGCCACCGUGGCAGGGAUCAGGGCAGCAGGGCCGGGUGGUGGGGCCAUAGGAGGGAGGUUGGUGCUCAGUCGGAGUGGAUUCUCACUCGGGAGACUGGCAGGAGGACGCCAAAACAGCCUGUUUCAUUCAAGAAGCAUGGGGGGAGGGCUCGGAGGAAGUCGGGAAGAGGGAGGAGGAAGUGCCGGAGGCGGAGGUGGGGGAGGCGGUGGUGGUGGCGGAGGUGGAGGAGGAGGAGGUGGAGGAUUCCUCGGGUUGGGUUCAAGACAGGACAAUGAGGAAACCAGAGGAGUCCUAGAAGGAGAAGGGGAUGACGAUGAAGAGGAGGAGCAGGAGGAGGAGGAGAGAAGGGAAGACCGGGGAAGAGAAAGGAAUGAUGAAGGAGAGCAGGACAACGGCGUGGGAGGAGAGGCGAGGGAGGGCGAUAGGGAGCGUCCUCCAUCCUACCAGGAUGCGUUCUUCUUCCCUGUCCUCAUUAUACACGGAGAGGAGAGCUGCCAUGCUGGAGACGACAUGUGACGAGUGGAACACAUGGAGGGAAAGAAAAGUAUCGGCUGAGGCUCAGGGAGAUGGAAGGGACUGAGUGGAAAGAAAAGAAUUGAUCACAGUAGAAGGGGCUGAGGGAAAAUGAUACUUGAUAGACCCAAAGAAUGAAUGAAAUGAGAAGCGAAUGAGAAGAGAAAAGAAGGAGCUGGUUGACAGAAUACCAAGCAGAGACACGGAAGAUAGGAAUCAGUCAUAACAAAGUGGGGAAGGUAAGAAUAGCUCUGUGACACAAAUAAUAAGGAAGGAGGGGAUGGAGUGGGGAGGAGAAGCAGAGAAGUCUCAGAACGAGUAGACCGCUUCAGGGGAUUUGAACAGAUUCGGUGCAUACUGUAAAAAAAAAAAAAAAAAAGGCAUGAAACAGUGGUUGAGAGGAAGAUGGAAUCUGCUGCACAGAGAAAGAGGGUGAGAGAGGAUGACAAAUCAGAUACUUGGGAAGAAUGGAGAGACUGAAAACACGUCUAUUUUCAGAAAUAUCUAUGCAAGAACAGGAGAGGGAGGAGAAAACAAUUCUAAAGAUAGCAACCGGAGGGCAGCGGAGAAAGUCUAAACCAGCUGAGCGCUCAUGGGUAGUUUUUCAAAAUAAACAGUCGAGGGGGGAAAGGUAGUUUGAAGGUUCAGCUUUGCUAAAAAGUGGCAGCGAUAAGAAAUAUGGAUUAUCUGAAGAGACAACAAACAAGGAGGAACCGAAUGAGAUCAUAACAAAAGGCACUGUGGGGAAGUAGCGGGAGAAAAUCCAUAAUACGCUAUUUGGUAAAAGAGCAAAGGAGUAGACAACAUAGAUCAGAUGACACUAAAUCUAAAAUAUCUCAUGCAAACCCUAAAAAGAGAAAACAGACUUUUGAGGAAAAUCAACUCAAGAGGAGGAGAAGACAAACACACGGCGGCAAAUUCCAAACAAAAUCUUCGAAGUUUCCCCUGUGUAACAUUUUCAAAUAGAUUUCUCUCAGGUCUUCUAGGGUUUACUGGUCCACCUCACACGACGCCACCACCACUCCAGUGCCAACAAAAGAGGAGAAGCAUCGAUUUCCUCCGCGUCUCUGCAAGCCGUCACUUCACCAUUAGCCUCCCCACCACUCCCCGUCCAUUACUGAUAUGAAGCUGAUAGGGAAGAAAAAAAAAAGAGUGACUGCUUCCUCCUGCUUUCAGCUUCCACCAUUCCUCUGCUUGCUCUCCAUCCAUCCAUCUCAUCACUUCUUCUGUGCUCAUUCCCGGGGUCCACAUAUAACAAGAGCAGAGGUGUAAUUCUCAGCAUCACUUCUAAUAUAUAUUCUUUAUGAAAGUGCAGCCCCAUGAACAGUCUUUUUUUGCAAUUAUCACGUAAGGUGAGAUCCCAAAAUAGAUCAACUGCAUCGGUCGUUUACUUCCCUUCUUCCUCUCCUCCAUCACCUCCAGCUCAUCCCUUUCUUCUUCUUGUUUUUUUUCUAAAGUGGUAGAUAUGUGAUACGCCUCUCUCUGCUAGUGGAGAUGAAGCGAUCACAUUUCAUCUCCACUUCCUCCACAUAUCGCGUCUCCUCCUGGCUGAGCUCUCUCCUCUCUGGUUAGAUAAAAAAAUACAAAACCGAUAUUUCCCACGCCGUUCCCCAAAUACCCCCCCCCCCCCUCCCCCCGAUUGCAUUCUGUCGAUCUACAAUGUUUUCGUAGAGGGACAGAAGAUCAAGACAAAACUGGCCUUUACAGCCACUGACUUUGGGCCAAGGGUUUGAUUUUCAUCCACGACUAAAAUGCUAAUCAUCACCAGUUAUGCCUGUGUAGUUCUACUGUAGUUUCAAACAUUUGUACUCAAAGUUAGUCCUGAGCAAUAUGGAGAAAACCCUCCUCUAUUAUCAAUGCACUAUAUAUAACACAGUGAGUGUUGAAGCUUGAAAAACCUCUUAAUCUCAUUUAUAUCCACAUUAUUGGACUGCAUGGGAGGUGAAACCUGAGGCGCGGAGCUGGUGUAGACAUUUGACCUUUGAUCGCAUUGUGUUUCAAGCGUAGUCGACAAAAUCGCAGAUGACAAUUUACAACGUAAAAAUAAAACCCGAUCACAAUGAUCGCUUACGCCCCGUCUGUCAAUUGUGCCAUGCUGCUUCCUCCUCCUCUUGAAGAAGCAACUGUCACCCGAGUGACAGCGCCCUCUGUCAAACAUCGUCUCACUGUGGAACAUGAAGCUGGCAUAGAGAUGCAUGAUGUAACUUAAUAAUCGCUAUAGUUCAGGUCCUACUAAUAGCUAUGUGGCAAAACUAUUGCUGCCAUUGCAAGAUGCAGUGCCAAAAAGCAUUGAUCCAUGCUCAGUCAAAACUAAUGUAGACAUUUUAGACUCAUCUAGACGACGGCACAGACAUGAGUCCAUAGGAUUUAACUGUUCUGCUUCCUCAGUUGGUCUGUUUUUAAAGAAAAUGAGCCCAGGAAGAGGAAAGCGGCACAGAUAACGUGACCAACCAUCAGUGCUUUGAUGCGUAUACUUUACAAAGCACACUAAACAUACUUUAGCUCUAGAUGAACUUUCCUUAACCUUCCAGGCACAUUGCCCUUCAAUGGUUUCUGCAGCCACUCUGUUGGACGCUGGUCGGGUCUCCCUCGUUCUCUUAUCUGCUUACCUUGGACACAAAGACUGAAAAGCACACAGAAAGAAUGAGGUUGAUGAGUUCUCCUGAAAAUGGAGCGAAGUUGAUGCCUCAUACACUCGAUGAUAGAGAUAAUGGACACGAACACGCACACAAAUAUGUAACAAGAAGCAUCCGACCUGGUUCCAGCAGGGAAUGUCCUCUCACUGAAACUUUCUGAAAAGAAGAAGUAGAGCACGAAGGCUGGCCUGGUUUGGUGGACGACACACACACACACACAUACACACUGAUCCUCAUUCUCAUGCACUGAUUCCGGCUGACGGAUCUCCGGUAGCUUUGAGGGAAGAUCAAGUUGAACUGGGCACAAGAAAACAAAUGGACGAAAUAAUAAAUAAGAAGAAAGGACAAACAGCCUCACGGACAAACGUUUCUCUUCGAGUGGAGAACUGGGAAAAGGACAAAAACGACAAACAGCAGCUGAAGGGCAGAAAGACUGUAAAUGUGAGAUUAAAAGACAAUUAUUUUUACAGCUAUUAAUCAUUAUCUGAGUCUCUUGACUUAAAUGUCCCUUAACAAAAAAAGCACUAAAAAGCACUGAACACACACCUCCUUGUUAAUCUGUUUUCAUCGUACCAUCAUGCUACUUUCACAAUCACUUGAUUUACUCUGUUAAAUUGUUCUAUAAUGGCUGGAAGGGUUCUGAUCACUAUGUAUUGUUGUUUGGCAAUAGUAUUGAACUCCAAUUUGAAACCAUAUGCUGUACUUUGGCUCCACAUGUUACAAAAAAGAAAAUAUAAAUAGUAUAUAAUACAAACUCAGCUACUUUAAUAUCAUCUGCAUACUUGAGAAGACAUCACUUAGGUUAAGUGAUGUCUUAAAAUUGAAAUGCCUUUGUUAGCUUCAUGUCUUUGCUGAUUCUUUUGUUUAUUUUGUAUUUUUUUAUACAACCUUCUCUGCUUCUGAAUUUGCGAAAAGGUUCUCGGACCCAGUGUUUCUUGUCUGCUAGUUAAGUUUUUUUACUUUUUUUAUUUCAUUUUAAUUUUUUUUACUAUAUGGUCAUAUUUCACUCAUAUGUGUCUGAUGAUCUCAGAGUGUGUCAAGUGUUGCCUCAGCCGCUUCAGGUGUGCCAAGAGGACUUUGUGCCCAUGAUGUCUUACACAACACAUGUUCGUGUGUGCUUGCAUGUGGAGCCACAGCAGUGACGCAGCCAUUGUAACAGCUUCUCUUAGACUAGAGCGACGACACACAAUUCUCACACACACAGACACACACUCUGACAGAAUGGAACUGUCCAGCUAUUUUGCCUUUGUGUGCGCUGUUGCCAGCUUUUUUGCUCAGGAUUUCAUUUAAUGCUGCAUUCCUAUGUAAACACAGGCUCUGUUUCAAACUCAUUAACAUGCCAAAGAAAAAAAAUUUAAAAAUUAAAUAAAAAAAAACACAUCACAGAGAAGAUGUCUGUGCUCACACACACGCCCGUUGACGUGGUGGUUCCACACAGCACGCUAUAGUGUGGCAGAAUAGGGUGGAUUUACUCGAGAGCAAAAAAUCAUAGACACCAAUCGACUGACUUGUAGCAGCUAAAUACAGUUUGUUAAAAAAGUUAAUUGUUUCCUACAUUGACUUAAUGACUGUUUGUGUGUAAAUCCACCUAGAGUGUGUGUGACACAUGGUGUAUUUAUGAAGAACUAGAAAAUGGGCUUUGUGACCACAAGGUGGCAGCAAACCCUUGUUUGACCACAAAACAGGGCCUCUUCUGUUGUGUUUUUGUGUGUGUUUGCUUGUGUGUGGGUGCCAGCGUUGAUACCUGAGUGUGUUCAACGUGUACACACACUUUGGUGUCAAACCAGGUCUUUUGUCUUUGGCAGCUGAUCAAAAAAACGCCUGCUUUGACGUCACUAUUGAGAUUUGAACAAAAGUGCAACCUAAGGCCCGGUCACACACGCCCUCAUUUGAAGCUAAAAUUGCGGGUCAGAGUUCACCAAAAACUUCAGGCAAAGCCAUUCUGUGAUUUGCCUCUCGGGCUCAUACAGACAGGAAGUCACUGAUAUAUUCUCGUGUGUGGGACCGGGCUGACACCUACAAGUUGAAACACCUCGAGAGCGAUGUCGUCUGAUUGUACAUUUCUUCUAAAGCUGAUCUUCUUUUUGGUUUCACUGUGACUGAAUGUGUUUUUGCAAAGCAAUAUUGUCGUCCACACCCCUGCUCUGUGGCUGGACUUGUAUAUAUGUUGCCAAGCAGCUUUCUGAACCUAUAUCCACAAGCAAUGGACGCCUCAGAGAUCACAUUUGCAUAUCGUGACUAAGCCUCCAUUUCUACUGCAUAACUCAUAGUCUCGCCAUGUUGCUCUAAAUGACACAAGCUACAAAUAAAAGUAUACAGAGGAAGGUGGUUUUGGUGUGUGACCGACAUUUUUCUACUUCAAUAAGACCACUCUAGAACUCACUCCUGUGUUCUUGUGCCCACGUUAAGUUGAUUUGUUGCACAAAACUCACGUUUUCCACUUUGUUUGUUUUUUUAAUUAACGUCAUCACUUGACUAUCUUAUAAAAUGCUCCCGCAACUAUGACAAAUGUAUUGUUGUCAAUGCUGUUACUGCUGUUUGUCUCGUGGUCAUGGGGCGGGUCGUCAUAGCCCAAUUUGUCAAACACUGUAAAAAAAACAAAAAAAAAAACAUGUUUAGAGGUGUUUUUGACUUGAUCACAUGAAUUCCAGCUGCAUUUUCUUUCUUUAAUUUUCUAAAAGCAACCGUGUUUGAUUCAAACUAUCAGGUAACUUAUAGAUUCCACACAGUCAACAGUCCUUACAUACUUUGCAUUUAUAUAAAGUAAAGUAUAUAAAGCAGAAUUCAGGGUAUCCCUUUGAUGACACUUUGACCUGAAUGUGUGCGGAAUAAUAAGAAAAUCCUAUUUGUGUCCGUUCUCCUCCAUAGACACUCGUUUUCUGUUCUUUCUCUAAUGAACAGUAACAAUUUUCCAUUGUGCAAAACUUUAAUUGUACCUGUACCGACCUUUGUAUCAGUGUGACACAGCAUCGGCACUCUUUGUUUUUGCACUGGGACAACGAGCAGCUUUUUGUCCCGAAGUGAAGACGACAAAAACAACUGAAAAUUCAACCGAAAUCAUGAUUGUAUGUAAAACGCCUCACUGCUGAUAAGAACCACAUGACUGUAAUGUGUCAAUGCAAUCUUACAUAUACAAGUAUCCAGCGUUUGGAGGGUCCGAUUCCAUCCGUUCAUGAUAUAAACAAUCAUUAGUUGAAGAGAUGCAGUAACUUAUCAAUUUAACGCGCUAACCCUGACCCUGUUGUUAAGAUGAGCAUCAUGAUUGUACAACAAAACUAAAGCUGUAUUUAUGUGAAAUCACAAAUUCUCGCCUCGUGACAUUUCCGGAUAUACCUUUUUUAUUUCUUUUAAUGCUGCUGGAUUACUCGUGAGCCGUCGAACACGUGAGAUGUUACCACAAUGUAGUUGUUAUGUACAUGCAGCCUCAAACAAUAAUGUUACAUAUGACGCAUUAUUGUCCCACACAGUGACGUGUGAAGCCGGGGGGGAAUGGGCUUUCUGUUCAAGCACCGUCGAGCAAAAUGUCCUCAGUAUUUAAGCUAAUUCAUAUGUAACUGAUCAUAAGAUUGUCGAUAUCACACCAGAUUCGAGCUGUCGUCACCGGCCGGGUGCAGAUGCUGUCAUCUGAGCGGAUGGCGACGGUGAGGGUAACGGAGCUGGUGGCAAUAACACUGUUAACUGACCGCGAUCCUGGCGAUGACGAUGACAAUUAAUUAUUCUGGAUGAUACAAAAUAAAGUCAAUUUGCUUGG